This is a messenger RNA of Monomorium pharaonis (pharaoh ant), 3835 nucleotides long. RefSeq names its product cytochrome P450 306a1 (gene phtm). Gene Ontology annotation, biological process: xenobiotic metabolic process. Gene Ontology annotation, cellular component: cytoplasm; intracellular membrane-bounded organelle. NCBI's taxonomy places the organism in Eukaryota, Metazoa, Arthropoda, Insecta, Hymenoptera, Formicidae. Bases 419 to 1882 code for a protein of 487 amino acids. The record is from RefSeq and is a predicted model, not a curated record. Gene Ontology annotation, molecular function: heme binding; iron ion binding; oxidoreductase activity, acting on paired donors, with incorporation or reduction of molecular oxygen, reduced flavin or flavoprotein as one donor, and incorporation of one atom of oxygen. The transcript has 9 exons.
UCAAACGACUAAAGGCGACGGUACAAUUUCGAAGAGGGUUGCUGUAGAGCGCAGAUGUGAUGGUGUGGUGCACGCCUCAAGUGAAGAGAAACGGCGAUUCCUUGCAAAGGAAAAGGACCUAUAACCUUGAUACUGGAUUCGUGUCAUUGCCCGGAUCGUUGCCCCGUAGUCCAUACCUACUGUAUUUAGAGGAACAGGUAGAUCCUUAUCCAGUCCCCCGGGACCCUCUGACCGGGACCUGCAGCUCAAGCACCUCAAAAUUCGAGUUUCAUAAUUCCCGCUCAACCAGUAUUAUAAUAUUAUUCAAGACGGGCGUGGAAGUCGUGGCUCCUAUAGCUCCUGUGGUCAAGAGUUUGGUGUUCGCGGAGUUCGACGUAGGCGACGUAGCAUCGCAUUUAUACUACUUUCUGCGCUUACGAUGAUAACCCUUGUUCUCAUCGGCUUAUCUGUCAUACUUUUCGUGUAUGCUUUCCGUAAAAAUAACAAAACGUACCGACUUCCACCUGGACCAAUUGGUAUCCCGCUGUUGGGUUAUUUACCAUGGAUUGAUCCAAUACGCCCGCAUGUGUCGCUGACUGAACUAGCAAGGAAGUAUGGUCCGAUUUGUGGGCUACGAAUGGGCUCUGUAUAUACAAUAUUGUUAUCGGAUCCACAGCUGGUAAGGCAGACCUUUGCCAAGGAUGAAUUUGCCGGCCGGGCUCCAUUGUACUUGACGCACGGAAUAAUGCAGGGAUACGGCCUCAUUGGCGCAGAGGGUGACCUCUGGAAAGAUCAAAGAAGAUUUGUAGCGAGAUGCCUCAAGAAUUUCGGCAUGACCAAGUUACCUGGUGCCAGGAGGGACAAAAUGGAGGAAAGGAUUCUCGUGGCCGUGAACGAGUGCACGUCGAAAUUAAAGAAACAUACUAUGGAAGAAGGUAUUGAUCCGAUUGACAUAGUUCAUCAUUUCAUUGGUAAUAUUAUGAACGACCUCGUCUUUGGUAAAGUUUACAAGGAGGACGACGAGGUGUGGAAAUGGCUGAGACACUUGCAAGAGGAAGGAGUCAAGCACAUCGGUGUAGCAGGGCCACUCAAUUUUUUGCCAUUUCUCAGAUUUUUGCCACAAUAUGGCAAAGUAAUGAAGUCACUUAUUGAUGGCAAGGUAAAAACGCAUCAAUUAUAUCAAACAAUUAUCGAUGAGCAUCGUGCUCGACGCGAGAAAACGGAUAAUUUUCUAGCGGCUUUCGAUGAGGCAAUGAGUACCAAUGUGAAUAGUGGAUUCUUUACUCAACCUCAAUUUUACCAUCUAUUAGCCGACCUUUUUGGUGCAGGAACCGACACUACUCUCACAACUUUUCGUUGGUUCCUGCUCUUCAUGGCGGCAUAUCCGGAUGAGCAAAAAAUAAUUCAGAAUGAAAUGAACGAGUUACUGGGACAAAAGCUGUCCACUUUGGAAGACAGGCCACGUUUAAUUCGAUUGGAGGCAGCCAUUGUAGAGACACAAAGAUUGCGGAGCAUAGUACCGGUUGGCAUCCCUCAUGGAACAAUAGAGGAUACACAAAUAGGUGAUUACAAUAUACCGAAAGGCACCAUGGUUAUUCCGCUACAAUGGGCUAUUCAUACUGAUCCCUCAUAUUGGAACGAUCCGCACUUAUUUAAACCUGAGAGAUUUAUUGCUGAAGAUGGAAGCCUCGUUAAACCGAAAGCCUUUUUACCGUAUCAGGCAGGAAAACGUAUAUGCGUCGGCGAUGAACUAGCCAGGAUGAUAUUAUUUCUAUUCGCCGCAAGAUUUCUUCAAACAUUUGUUAUCUCCAUACCACCCGGAAUGCUUAUCGAUCUGGAGGGAGAGUGCGGAAUUACUCUGAUUCCGAAACCGCAUCGCUUGAUCUUUACCCCGCGGGAAUAAGCUUGUAUACAUCUGCAACUUUUUUACAUAUAUGUGUGCUAUCACGUUACAUAGGAUAAAAUACAUUUCAAUUUUAUGAAAAUAUUAUAACAUACGAUAUGCUUUAUUUUUUUUUUGUAAUUAGGUAAUAUGCAUGCGUUUUUAUUAAAUUACAUAAAAUAAUUGAUAAAAAUCCUUAUCCUUUAUUAGCUCCUCUGUUCCAAAUUUCAAUUAUACAUUUUAACUCUGAGGUGGAACGCGCUGAUGAGCUUGCUGAUAUAUAUACAUAUAUAUAUACACAUAAAUUUUAGCAAAAAUAUAUUUUAUAUAUAAUAUAUUUUAUUUGAUAAGGAUUGUGAAACAGUGAAAAUUGUAAUUGUAACAGAAUUUCUGAUAAUACAAUUACAAUAAAGUAAUAAUGACGCAUAUUAUUUACAAAUUUAUUUAAUACUUCUGAAAAUAAAAUAAGAAUAUAAAAAGUACAUAUAUUCCAACUACCAUUUUUAGUUAUCUUCAGUAAAGGAGAAUAACAUUUAAGAAUAUCAUUAAGAAUCUUUCUCAACCCAUCUGCAAUUAAUCACAAUUAAAAUUUUGUACCAUAGAUAUAUGUAUAUAUAUUUUUAUUUUUUUUAUUUGUUACUAGAAAAAAUAAUUUGAUUGUUUUUAUCCAAAUUUUUCUUAGUACAGUUAAAAUUACAUCAUGUCUCUUCUUCAAAACAGAAAAAAUUCUAAAUAUAAGUAAUAAUUUAGAUGUUACAGAGAUUUCAGAAGCAAAAUUGUCACUUUCAUCUCUAGUCAUCCCCUAAGACACGUUUCUGAUUUGCAGCAGAUCGUAACGGCUUUCUCGUAAAUUCUUAUACUUUAUAGUUUAGCGAUAACAAGUGGUUCUCGAUCGCCAUAUUGUCAAAAUUGUUGUUUGUGUGGGUCAGCCAGAAACACGUAAUGUUUUCCUGCUGUUGUGAGACUCACUGCAACUGCAUCGUCGACAACAGUCCUUGUGUUCGUAUCCAUCUGCGUCUCGUCGACGCGCGCUUUGACAGAUGCGGUGCAGAGCAGCAAUAGGUUCAUUAUUGUAAUUCGCAUGUGGUGGUUGAUGGUCCUCGACUUUCUCUCCAUAGCUAACUGCGGAGAGACAACACAGUACAUUUUUAUUGAAGUAUUAUGAAAAAUCCUCUUUUUUUGUUUUUUCUGACAUUAUUUUUCUUAAAAUUGUGAAAUGGUAACCAAAUUUGGACAGUUUGUGUUUAGUUGUCAAAAAUAUUGGAAAUGAUUAUUAGCAUGCUAUAAAAAAGAAGCCAAAUUUUAUCGAACAUUUUCAUUAUAACUGUGAUAUAACAAUGUGAUUUUAAAAUAGGUGUCCAUGCAAUUUGAGAUCUUUUCCUACAUACUCGUUAAAUAAAUUAAUUACUCUUUUAUUAACUUUUAUUGUAAAAAUCGCAAAAUAAUACUUUUCUAUUCAGUUUAAUCCGCUCUAUCUGCCUACAAGCGUUGUAUCAAUAAUUAUUAGAUAUCCUAUGCAAAAUAAAAUUUAGCGGUUAUUGUUGGCAGGCACGCAGGAAAAUGUUUGGAGAUAUAUUUGUGAACAAGUAUUAUAAUCACGUGCCAUUCUUUGAUCUUCAUUAAUUUCUCUGUUUUUCUCCUUUCUUCUUAAGGAUUUUUAUCCGCAUUCCGAAGCGUUGUAAUCAUUUUUUUAUGUUAAUGACUUGCAAUUUAUUUUUUUCUCUUUUUACCUUGAAAUUGUUUUGAUGUAAGUCAGAGAAGUUGUUAUACCUAUUGAAAUUGUAUAUAGUAAAAGCACAAAAACAGGCUAAAAGAUCAUUGUACUUGAAAAGAGGCCUGAAGAAAGGAAUACCGAAGUCAAACUAUUUGUGUUGUGGUCAUUUUAUAAGCACGGUUGCUACCUUUCUAGUUUUCAUUGAGUAUCUUUGGACCAAGCAGAAAAAGAAAAAUUUCCGGGCUGUGAAAGAAAAAAAA